CCCAGGUCUUUCAAUAUGGCUACAAAACUCAAGCGAGAGCACAGUUACGUGCCCGAUGAACCUUCAAAGCGGCUGGCCGUACCUAGCAAACCCGAGACUUCCCCAGAGGUUGUCCUUCAGCACCUGUCGUUCUCGGAUCUGAAGGAAGUGGUCCAGACGCUACUUGCACAUCCAGCCACUUGCACCUUCACCCAGAGCCAACUGCUUGCGUACCAAGAGAGAGCCUUUGACUAUUCCUUCAAUGAAGCUUAUGAGGAGCGCUGCAGCAUCAUGUUAGGGGCGUCCGUCGCAAGGGCAAGUGCAAUCAAGUCAGCAUACGCCAACAAGGGAUCGCAGUCGCUUGUGCUUUGGCCAGAGUCCAUGAAACCCUUUCUUCCGCGUAUUCAGGCGUUGAUUGACAAAGGCACCGAGGUCACAGGGCCUGUUUUGGCGUGGGAUGCCCUGAAACGAGCGACCCGUAUGUCGAUAUUUGAAUGGUAUGAUGAUAGCGACGAAAUCACCCUAAACGAUGAGGAAUCAUGCGAUUGGUAUCAUGACGAGGUCGACGGUCUGAUGCUGCAGAUUUUUCGCAUUCAGCAGCAGCAUGACCCGGAAUGGUUACGUGAGGAAGACCCAACCAAGAAGAUACGAAAGUGGCAGUUCCUAGCCAAGACCAUCGACGGACCAUGUAAAUAUCGCUAUCACCGAACACUGGCCUUCCUCGGAGCCUUCUUACCCACAACCGAAGCCUGAAGAGUCCAAGGGCUGUAGAGCACUUGACGAGUGGAGCAAAUGGGGAGAGGUGCACGGCGCAGCAUGCGAUCUACCAUGGAUGGCCAUCCGGAUUCCAGUCUCCGCUGCUGAUGUCGUAACUCUUGAGCACUGCUGUCUGCAAAGUGAAAGGGUCUGAAGCCGAGGUCUUCCCUCUUAGCAGACCGAAGCGCAGGGGCUGACUGGAACAACGAGCAUGGGCAUCGGUGGUCACCCCGGGUCCGGUGAAAGAACUGAAUAGGUGGAUGUGCAGUUGAAAAGAGGACAUAGCUCACCCAGCUGAUCCUCAAAAUCCGCGAAGCCGUCACUGAAUAGCUUCGGGCAUCCUUGUGGCAGAAGCAAAAGGCCAAGGGAACAGAGGUUGAUAAUUCGUUGUCACGUCCAAUAGGUUGAGGGAAAUCUCAACGCCACGGUCGACCUGAACAAUUCAUUGAAAACCAUAUCGCUG
Messenger RNA from Cladophialophora immunda, 1198 nucleotides. RefSeq lists its product as uncharacterized. NCBI's taxonomy places the organism in Eukaryota, Fungi, Ascomycota, Eurotiomycetes, Chaetothyriales, Herpotrichiellaceae. The transcript is spliced from 2 exons. The record is from RefSeq and is a predicted model, not a curated record. Bases 16 to 732 code for a protein of 238 amino acids.